GUUAUUUUAUACUCCAUGUCUACCUAUGUCCGUUUUGUAUACCCGUCAUCAUCGCUCAGGGUCCAUGGCAAUAAAGAAGAUAUGAGAGAGUUUGCGGUCAUCUAACUGCCAAUUCAACAUGUCUGUGUCAGGGCGGAGUUUCCCUUUCAGUGCCAGUUUUGGCACAAGCAACAGUUACAAUGAACAAGAGUGCACGUUACAUCCGGGCAAGCCGAUAACUAUGGUAUGUGUUACGUGUCAAGAUGAACUCGUAUGCCCAACAUGCAUCAAGUGCGACCAUCGAAAGCACGAGUUCCUGGAGUUAGAGGACGUUGUGCAGGAUCGUCAGAAUAUGAUAUUCCAGCACCUGGAUGUGUCUGAAAGUUCUCUUCUGAAAUUGACUGACAACGUUGCCCAGGUCAAUAAGCGUUUGCGGAAUUACAAUGAGCAGGUGGACGCCGUAGUCCGCCAGAUAACGAAUCGCGGCGAGGUCAUUAAAAACAACGUGGACCGGGUUACCGAGGAUCACAUUCGGGAAGUGGAGCGCAUCAGACGCAAAAACGUCGACAAACUAGCCAAGGUCGUGGAUCAAUUGAAGCGACUUGAGGCGGAGAUCCUCAAGUACAGCAAAUCCGGCAAGAGUUUGCCAUUAUCGAUGCUAGACACAAGUCCCAUAAGACAGGUUCUUGGCAAAAACGGAAACCGACCCUUGGCUAAUGCGUCUAUUCUGGAACUUCCUAAAUUCGUACCGGGUGACUUCAAUUUACUCCAGGUCCGUAAUCUGUUCGGCGAACUUCGUAGAGAAGCGAAAAGCGUCAUGAUGGUCACCAACAACAACAUGGAACAAGCUUACAGCUUCUUGUCCUCUAAGGACCUGGGCUAUCCAAACCCCGGGGCUGCACUGGAAUCCCCCGUUCGGGUAUCGGAGCACGAAACGGAGGUAACUAACAUAUGUCCUGUCAACAAUACAGACGCCUGGGUUGUCUUAUGUGAUACCGACGAAGUCAACCUUAUGUCAACCAUCAGCAAAAAGCCCAUACAGGUCGUGUCAACCAGUGGCGUCGAGGUUAUCGACGUCACCACUUCUCCGGACAGAAGACGGACCCUUAUAUGCUGCGCUGAUAGAAGCAUUAGGGAGAUUAAGGGCAUGUACGGACGAACCAAGGUAAUUUUUUACACAGAAGCCGUACCAUCUAGUCUGGUUGUCACUCGGGAAAACUUCAUCAUUGUAGCGUUCAAAACAGGGGGACUCAUCAUCAAGUUCGAUUCCAGAGGAAACGUGCUUCACAAAGUUCGCGGGUCUUUGGUGGGACGAAUCGACUUCGAUAACACGCCAAAACCAAUGCGGCUAAGGCAGAAUCCCCGAAAUGGGGACUUGGUUUUGUUCAACAGGGGUUCAGGGUACGUCACAGUAAUGGACAGUGACAUGCGCAUACGAUUCCACUCGGCCUGUGGUAAGAAUCAAGUAACUGGACAGUUCGUGAAAAAGGGAGGAAUAUCGCAUUUCAUGGUAGUUGAUGCGUGCUUUGAUUCCUUGGGCAAUAUCUACGUCGUUGACACUCUUCGGUCUGCUAUCUUGGUUCUCGACAAAAAGGGGUCGAUCCUGAGGACCGUGAUGAACAGACAGGAAUAUGUUCCGCGCCCCACGGCUAUAGGAGUACAGCCGGACGACCGUGUAUGGCUGGGUUACGAGGACGGUACAGUGCAAACCCGGGAAACUACCACGCUGUGAUGACGAAAUCCUUUCACUCUUACAUCAAAUUGUAAGCAAUGAUAAGGCAGCAGACUAUGUUGGACAGAAAUCGAAGUUUUUAUGAUUUUGUUUUGAUAGAACCCGUGAAAGAGGAGAGAGGAACGUUUGUGUACAUGUACUUUUCCUUCCAAAAUCCUGCCAUUUGUUAAUGUUUCUAGUACGUUACUGAAAAAUGUUCCGUUUGUUAGAAUAUCGUAUUGUUCACUAGCAAUUAAUGGACAUCUAGCCCCAGUUGCUCAAAGAUUGGUUUUAGUUAACUAGUGGUUAGGGAAAAUUUAAAAUCUUAUAUCUGUUCAAUACUGCAGAUUUGUUGAGGCAGAUCAGCUGGAUGUGUUUCGAUGAUAUGUUUUGCCUUGAAUGCUUUUGCUUUUUGUUGACAACAAUUUUAAUUUUUCAUUAUUUGGUUAAAGUUAACGAACCUAUGAGCAUCUGGGGUCUGAAUGACAGACUGUAAACAUGUACGUUACUACAUGUUAGCGUGUCGGUAUUACUACAUGUUAGCGUGUCGGUAUUACUACAUGUUAGCGUGUCGGUAUUACUACAUGUUAGCGUGUCGGUAUUACUACAUGUUAGCGUGUCGGUAUUACUACAUGUUAGCGUGUCGGUAUUACUACAUGUUAGCGUGUCGGUAUUACUACAUGUUAGCGUGUCGGUAUUACUACAUGUUAGCGUGUCGGUAUUACUACAUGUUAGCGUGUCGGUAUUACUACAUGUUAGCGUGUCGGUAUUACUACAUGUUAGCGUGUCGGUAUUACUACAUGUUAGCGUGUCGGUAUUACUACAUGUUAGCGUGUCGGUAUUACUACAUGUUAGCGUGUCGGUAUUACUACAUGUUAGCGUGUCGGUAUUACUACAUGUUAGCGUGUCGGUAUUACUACAUGUUAGCGUGUCGGUAUUACUACAUGUUAGCGUGUCGGUAUUACUACAUGUUAGCGUGUCGGUAUUACAAGGCUCGUGUUGUUAUGUUGUUAAAACGGUCUCCAAAGGACAAUUGUUUGAUUUUUAAUUUCUUUUUGUAAAUGAGUACUUUAUAUACCUUUUGAUGGUAGAUUAUCGUGUUGGUGCUGUUAUUUCUUUUGAACAACGCUGAAUAAAAUGGUAUAAUGACAAAUCUAAGAUAGAAGUGUUUUCGUUUUGAGGGUCAAUAUGUCUAAAUUGACCAUGAUUUUUUUCGGAAUUUGACCAAAGUGUGAUAUUUGUU
Mizuhopecten yessoensis (Yesso scallop) is the source of this 2933-nucleotide messenger RNA. RefSeq lists its product as uncharacterized. Gene Ontology annotation, molecular function: zinc ion binding. NCBI's taxonomy places the organism in Eukaryota, Metazoa, Mollusca, Bivalvia, Pectinida, Pectinidae. The coding region runs from base 119 to 1711 and encodes 530 amino acids. The record is from RefSeq and is a predicted model, not a curated record. The transcript is spliced from 2 exons.